AUGGAGGAUCCUGGUGUUAAGAACAACAAGACUACGUCGACGGAGCGCAGGUCGCAGUCUCCAGCGUCAACGCCAGCACAGGCGCACACAGCCUCUGAAGGAGCCGACACCGCAGCCGCGCCAUCAGCAAAUCGAGCAACUAUUUCUGGAGCUUCCUCGGAAGAACCGCCUGCAUCCGAGUCUGUCCCCCAAACCAAGCAAGAGAAUGGUGUUUCGCACGAAACCGAGGGUGCAUCCAGUCGAAGCGGCGGAGCUGAGCAGCCGGACAAAGGCGAACAAACGCCACCUAGGUGA
Metarhizium brunneum ARSEF 3297 is the source of this 294-nucleotide messenger RNA. NCBI's taxonomy places the organism in Eukaryota, Fungi, Ascomycota, Sordariomycetes, Hypocreales, Clavicipitaceae. The record is from RefSeq and is a predicted model, not a curated record.